CGGUGGCCGAGACGGCGCAAAUCAUGGAUGGCCGCCGCUCUGCGCUGUAAACGCCGCUGCUUCGGUCGCUUGGGAUCGUUGCCCGGCUGGUUGGCGGCGGCCACUCGCCUCGUCAGCAUGGAGGCGGCCGCCUCGUCCUCGGCGCCGGCCCCGCGGUGGCUCAGCGCUCUGCGGUUCGACAACCGGGCUCUGCGGGCUCUGCCGCUGGAUCCGAGCGAAGAGAACGUCCCUCGGCCCGUGCCGGGCGCCUGCUUCUCCCGGGUGCUGCCCACGCCAGUGCGGGGCCCGCGGCUGGUGGCUUCCUCCGCGCCGGCGCUGGCUCUGCUGGGCCUGAGGGAACCGCAGAGCCCGGAGGAGGAAGAGGAGGCCGCGCUCUACUUCAGCGGGAACCGGCUGCUGCCGGGAGCGGAGCCGGCCGCCCACUGCUACUGCGGCCACCAGUUCGGCAGCUUUGCGGGGCAGCUGGGCGACGGCGCGGCCCUGUACCUGGGGGAGGUGUUGAACCCGCGAGGGGAGCGGUGGGAGAUCCAGCUCAAGGGCGCCGGACUGACCCCUUUCUCCAGACAAGCAGAUGGCCGUAAAGUUCUGAGAUCCAGCAUAAGAGAAUUCCUUUGCAGUGAAGCUAUGUUUCAUCUAGGAAUACCAACCACCAGAGCAGGGACAUGCGUAACAUCGGAUUCAGAAGUUAUUCGAGAUAUAUUUUAUGAUGGAAAUCCCAAGAAAGAAAAGUGUACAAUCGUACUAAGAAUAGCACCAACAUUUAUUAGGUUUGGAUCAUUUGAAAUUUUUAAAUCUGCUGAUGAAUUUACAGGACGUAAAGGUCCCAGUGUUGAUAGAAAUGAUAUUAGAAUUCAAAUGCUUGAUUAUGUGAUCAGCACAUUCUAUCCAGAUAUUCUACAAACACACCCUGACAAUAUUGUUCAGAGAAACGCUGCUUUCUUUCGAGAGGUAUCAAGACGGACAGCCAGGAUGGUUGCUGAAUGGCAGUGUGUUGGAUUUUGUCAUGGUGUGCUCAACACAGAUAAUAUGAGUGUGCUUGGACUUACAAUUGACUAUGGACCUUUUGGAUUUAUGGAUAGAUAUGACCCUGAACACAUUUGCAAUGGAUCUGAUAACUCAGGACGAUAUGCUUAUAAUAAGCAACCAGAGAUUUGUAAGUGGAAUCUAACCAAGUUUGCUGAAGCUUUAGUCCCAGAACUUCCACUAGAAACCAGCAUGCCCAUUCUGGAGGAGGAAUACGAUGCCGAAUUUGAAAAGCAUUAUUUGCAAAUCAUGAGAAGGAAACUAGGUUUAAUUCAGCUUCAGAUAGAUGAAGAUCAUAAACUGGUCUUGGAACUCUUGGAGACUAUGCACAUCACAGGUGCAGAUUUUACAAAUACUUUCCGCUUGUUGAACUCAUUUCCUGUGGAAUUUGAUCCUUUAAACCUAGAAGAGUUUCUGGAUCAGAUCUCAAAACAAUGUGCGUCACUGGAGGAAUUGAAAGUUGCCUAUAAGCCUCAGAUGGAUCCCAGACAACUUUCCAUGAUGCUGAUGUUAGCACAGUCUAACCCACAACUCUUUGCCUUAUUUGGAACAAAAUCUAAUAUCAAUAAGGAAUUGGAACGAAUAGAACAGUUCUCUAAGCUGCAGCAAUUAACAGCUUCCGAUUUAGUCAAUAGAAAUAAAAAAACCUGGACAAAUUGGCUGCAGAAGUACAGACUUAGGCUAGAAAAGGAAAUGGAACACAUUAGCAAUACUGACACGUGGAAUGAUGAGCGUCUGAAAAUUAUGAAUGCCAGCAAUCCAAAAUAUAUAUUGAGGAACUACAUUGCUCAAAGGGCUAUUGAAGCAGCAGAAAAUGGUGACUUUCUAGAGGUGAGACGAGUCUUGAAAGUCCUAGAAAGGCCAUAUGAGGAUUCAGAAGGCUUCCUGGAGGUCUCUGAGGAGAGGGAGGAGGAAGAAAGUGGGAUGGCAGCUGCUUCUGCUGUUGCUACCUGCAGCUCAGGAACCCAGGAAAGAAUUCCAUAUGGCAGCAAGCCUCCACUUUGGGCCUCUGAGCUCUGUGUGACCUGAUCUUCGUAACCGCCUUGCCAAAGUUUUCCACACAAGAGUUUGCGAAGCCUCAGGAGUGGAAAGAGUAGCAAGGUGCUGUAGAAGUGCUAUUAAGUCUGAACAGACCAUUUGGAUGUUUUCCUGUCUCACCUGAGCCACCUUUAUUUUAUCAGUUGUGACAAUGAUCCGGGUACCCACUUCAUAUCAUAGAUCGGGUAACUUAGCAGGUUGAAGUUUUAUCUUCUUUGUUGAGCAGGAAAUGUUAUUAUAUUUUUAUGCAUACUGGCUGGUGAACAUCCAAAUGAAAUCUGUGUUUUUGAAGACAAAAAUAUAAAACCAGAUGCUGGAUGUAUUUUUGUCUGAAAACGAACUACCUAGUACUUCAGAGCUAUGUUUUUAAUUUUAAGAUUUUAAUUUUAAGAAUAGACUCUCCUGCUCGAGCAGGGGAUUGGACUAGAUGACCUCCAAGGUCCCUUCCAACUCUGUUAUUCUAUGAUUCUCAUUUUUACUUAUGCAGGGAUAUUUUGAUUCUUUCAUUGAGAAGUGAGUUGCUUUUAUUUUGAAGAUGUGUUUCACUUAAGCAGAUUGUUCAUUUAUUGGGAACCUCUGUGUCUUGAUCAUGAAAAUAUUACCUCAGAGCUUUAGGGAAUUAGUAAAACUGCACACUGUAAAAAAGCAAAUAGAUAAAAUUCAGACAAAUAUUUUCAACACCUACUUUACAAUGGAGUUGAGGACAAUCUAUUUCCACAUAUAUAUUCAGAAACCCAAGUCACUGUCUCCACUUCCUUGUGAAUUAGGAACCAUGCAGCAAAUUAUGCUUUUGUUUUUGGUUCAAGGCUGUAUCCAACUUUCUGGGUUUCUGCAUGCAGUUCAAUGAAUGAGGAAUACUUAACACUUUACUCCCCCAAAAUAGAUUUUCAAACUUAAUGGCACCAAUUUCUUGUUGAAUAGAUGAACAAACUGAAUUUAGCUUUGUUACUCCUUAAGGGUAACUAAGGUCCUUAAGGAGUGAUUCAUUAGCCCUCUAACUUAAGGAAUAUAGCCACAGAGUGACAUCUUUAAACUAUAUUGCUGUAGUAAAUAAAAAUAUAAAUGACUGAUUUUGAACAAGCCUUCCGCAUUCCAAUGUUGCAUUUUAUAUAGGUUGUGUGUUUUUUGUGUUUCAAAUUUGCUACCUCAGGAGAGUCUUCCAUUUUUCCACCUUUUGCUAUCUCGGGUUUACUGCCCGCUUAUAUUUUGAUUACAUUUGACUAUAGCAUUUAGCAUAUAUUUCAUAUAUUUCAGUUAAAGAUUGUUCAAUAAAGUAACUGGAUGAAAAUAUAUCAUCUCUAACUGAAGAAUAUAUGUUUCAAAAGGGUGGGUGGCCAUGGCUACAGUUAGAAGACAUUUUGUCGUGUUUUCAUUGAUUGGUGCUGGGAUGUGAUGAAACAUCAAAGCUAUGCUCUUGUUGCAUUAAUCAUGAAUUCUUGCUUCUGUGGAUAAGGUUGACAAACAGCAGAUAAAUUCUGAAAAAUCAAAAAUCUAGACUACAGGUGGUCCUUGAGUUACAACCAUAAUGGAGCCUGCCUAUCAUGGUUGUAAGUUGUGAUGGUUGUAAAAUGGGUCAGUCACAGGAUCCAGCCUUAUUUUACAGUUUUUUCUGCUGCAGUCAUUAAGCAAACACCAUAGUUGGUAAGCAGAUGCCAAGUUGGUUAAGCAAACCCAUUGUUCAUUAUGGCAUUAUAGCCAGAAAUGCCAGUUUUGGGCAAAACUCUCAUAAAAUCUAGUCAACUGACUGCAGGAUUCUGCAAGCAGCUGUAAAUGCACCAGUGUUAUCAAGUGCUCAAAUGUGAGGUCAUACAACAGCAAGGUUGGGGCAACUGUCAGAACUUCAGAUCCAGAUUGUAAGUCUCCUUUUGUGGAUCCAUCUUUGAAUAGUCACUAACCAACUGGUCUAAGUAAAGGACCACCUGUAUUAAGAUAUUAAUAAGACUGUAAGUCAUACUAUGAUUAUUAAUAGGUCACUAAGUUACACUAUUAAAAGGUCUUAUGUUUCUAAGUCUUUGGGGUACUUGUUUAAAUAAAACAAAAUAGGACAAAUGUGAAUAAAAUUAAGUAAUUGUAUUGGCUCUAGGUUUCAGGGUUUUUGGCAAGGUAAUAAAAAUACACCACAUGAAUGUUGUUACCAUAAUUUAAGUAUUUUAAAUGAGUGCUAUGAUUUUCAUCCGUGCAUAAAAUCUGCAAGCUGUCGACAUGAGCUAUAUUAAUUGAAAAUAAAUGAAUUUGAUCAUGUUUA
Molecule: messenger RNA, 4306 nt
Organism: Notechis scutatus (mainland tiger snake)
Lineage: Eukaryota; Metazoa; Chordata; Lepidosauria; Squamata; Elapidae
Gene: SELENOO
Product: selenoprotein O
Source: RefSeq, a predicted model, not a curated record